AUGGAAGAAUCUCAGACUGAGCAGAAAAGUGACACAAAGGUGGCUCAGUGUCAAGUAAAGGGGACGAGUCAGGGGGCUGUGGAACAACAGGACGUGGACACCACUUCCAAAACAAGGAGAUGGGUGUUGGAGGACCUGCUGAAGGACUUAGCCCAGUCAGACAGUCUCUUGAAGCAUCGUAAGUACAUCAAGAACCCCAAGUCAUCACUCUGCAACCCAUUCAUCACCACUGAGUCCUCCUGCCAUGGUUUUCAUGGGAAGGCUAGCCUCAUGCCAAAAGAGUUCGCUGGCCCAGGAACAUUUCAAGUACAGAUGAGUAAAGAAGAGACUCUUUACUCUACACAGUCAUUGAAAGGGGAGAUUUUGUUCCAAAAUUUCACAAAUCUACUACUCUUCCAAAAAUUGUGCCCAAGAGGCUCAGAGGACUUGGGCAGGAAAAACUGGCAUUCAUGUGUACCAGAAGAAGAAGGACAUGUGAUUGAGAUCCAAGACUUAUUUGGCCCAAAUUUAGAUACCCAGAAAAAGCCUCAGUUAGUCAUAAUAGAGGGUGCUGCUGGGAUUGGGAAGUCAACACUGGCCAUGCAGGUGAGGAGAGCCUGGAAGGAAGGUCAGCUCUACAGGGAUCGCUUCCAGCAUGUCUUCUUCUUCAGCUGCAGAGAGCUGGCCCAGUGCAAGCAGCUGAGUCUGGCUGAGCUCAUAGCACAAGGUCAGGAAGUACACACAGCUUCCAUCAGGCAGAUCCUGUCUCACCCUGAGAAGCUGCUCUUCAUCCUGGAUGGCAUAGAUGAGCCAGCAUGGGUCUUGGAGGAGCAGAAUCCUGAGCUCUGUCUGCACUGGAGUCAAACACAGCCUGUACACACACUGAUAGGGAGUUUGCUGGGGAAAUCUGUCCUUCCUGAGGCUUCCUUCUUGCUCACAGCUCGGACCACAGCUCUACAAAAGAUCAUUCCUUCCUUGGGGAAACAACGUCAGGUGAAAGUCCUAGGACUCACUGUGGUUGAACGGCAGAAAUAUUUCUGCAGAUAUUUUGCAAAUCAACGAGUUGCAAUUACCGCUCUUAAGAUGCUUAACCCAGUGCUCCUGACCCUGUGUGAGGUUCCGUGGGUGUGCUGGCUGGUCUGCACUUGCCUGAAAAAGCAGAUGGAGCAAGGUGGAGACCUCUCACUGACCUCACAGACUACCACAGCCCUCUGCUUGAAAUACAUGUCUCUGACAACCCCAGGUCAGCACAUGAGGACCCAGCUCAGAGCCCUCUGCUCACUGGCUGCUGAGGGGAUCUGCAAAAGAAGGACCCUGUUCACUGAAAGUGACCUCUGUAACCAAGGGUUACCAGAGGAUGCCACUGCCACUUUCCUGAAGAUUGGCAUCCUUCAAAAGCAGCCCAGCUCUCUGAGCUACAGCUUUGCCCACUUGUGUCUCCAGGAGUUCUUUGCAGCGAUAUUCUACAUCUUGAAGCAUAGUGAGGAAAGACUCGGCGAUAUGGAAGAUUACAGAAUUGUGGAGUCACUGGAAGAACAAUAUGGAAGACAAAACCUGUUUGAGGCACCCACUGUGCGCUUUCUAUUUGGUCUUUUGAGUAAAGAGGGAUUGAAAGAAAUGGAACAGUUCUUUUCCUGCAACUUUUCUAGGAAGACAAAGUUGAAGCUGCUAUGGCACAUCCUAGAGAAAUACCAACCCCAUCAACCACCUUUUCUGGGUUUGCACCACUGUCUGUAUGAAAAUCAGGAAAAGGAGCUCCUGACACAAGUGAUGCAUGAUCUUCAAGGAACAAUAGUGCCUGACCCAAAUGACAUUGCACACACAGUGUUCCAGACAAAUGUGAAGCACCUGGUGAUACAGACAGACAUGGAGCUCAUGGUGGUCACUUUCUGCAUUCAGUUCUGCUGUCAUGUGAGGAGUCUCCAGGUGAAUAUGGAAAGACAGAAAGGAUAUGCACUGAUGGCCCCAAGGAUGGUCCUGUAUAGGUGGACCCCAAUCACUGAUGCCAGUUGGAAGAUUCUCUUCUACAAUCUUAAAUUCACCAGAAAUCUGGAGGAGCUGGACCUAAGUGGAAAUCCAUUGAGCUACUCUGCAGUGCAAAGUCUUUGUAAAACCCUGCAACUCCCUAAUUGCCAUCUAAAGACCUUGUGGCUUGUUGAAUGUGGCCUCACAUGCAAACACUGCUCACUCCUGGCCUCAGUGCUCAGUGUCCACUCCAGCUUGACUGAGCUAGACCUGCAGCUGAAUGACCUGGGUGAUGAUGGUGUGAGACUGCUGUGUGAGGGACUCAGGAAUCCUGCCUGCAACCUCAGCAUCCUGCGGCUGGACGUGGCCUCUCUCAGUGACCAGAUGAUUACAGAGCUCAGGACUCUGGAGGCAAAGAAUCUGAAGUUGCACAUCUCCAGCAUAUGGAUGCCACACAUGAUGGUCCCCACCGAGAACAUGGAUGGAGAUGAUAGCCUGACCUCAUUCAAGCAGCAGAGACAACAGUCAGGAGACAAGGACAUGGAACCUCUGGGGACUGAAGAUGACUUCUGGGGACCUACAGGACCUAUAGCUACUGAGGUGGUUGACAGAGAGAGGAGCCUAUACCGAGUUCAGUUGCCUAUGGCUGGUUCUUACCACUGUCCAAGCACAGGACUCCAUUUUGUGGUAAAAAGGGCAGUGGUAAUCGAGAUUGAAUUCUGUGCCUGGAGCCAAUACCUGGACAAGACUCCCUUGCAAGACAAUUUCAUGGUGGUUGGACCUCUGUUUGACAUCAAAACUGAGCAAGGAGCUGUGACUGCAGUGUACCUCCCUCAUUUUGUGUCCUUCCAAGACACAAAGGAAAGCACAUUUGACUUCAAGGUGGCCCACUUUCAAGAACAUGGGAUGGUAUUAGAAACGCCAGAUAGGGUGAAGCAUCGCUAUGCAGUACUGAAAAACCCAAGAUUCUCCCCAAUAGGAGUUGUACUGAGAAUAAUCCCUGCUGCCCGCCGCUUCAUCCCCAUCACUACCAUCACACUGAUCUACUAUCGCCUCAAUCUUGAAGAAGUCACCCUUCACCUCUACCUAAUCCCCAAUGACUGCACCAUUCAGAAGGCCAUUGAUGAUGAAGAAAUGAAGUUUCAGUUUAUGAGAAUAAACAAGCCACCCCCAGUAGACAAUCUUUACAUUGGCUCUCGCUACAUCGUGUCUGGAUCUGAAAAGCUGGAAAUCACCCCAAAGGAACUGGAGCUGUGCUACAGGAGCAGCAAGGAAUUCCAGCUCUUCUCUGAGAUCUACGUUGGACACAUGGGGUCAGAGAUUAAGCUGCAAAUCAAAAACAAAAAGCACAUGCAACUCAUAUGGGAGGCCUUGCUGAAACCAGGAGACCUCAGACCUGCUCUACCUAGGAUAACUUCAGCCCCCAAAGAUGCUCCUUCCUUGAUACACUUCAUGGACCAGCAUCGGGAGCAGCUGGUGGCCCGAGUGACAUCAGUGGAUCCUCUCUUGGACAAGCUGCAUAAUCUGGUGCUGAGUGAAGAAGAUUAUGAGGCAGUGCGGGCUGAGACCACAAACCAAGACAAGAUGAGAAAGCUCUUCAGCUUCAGCCGAUCCUGGAGUCAAGCCUGCAAAGACCAGUUCUACCAAGCUCUGAAGGAGACCCAUCCUCACCUGGUUUUGGACCUCCUGGAGAAGUCUGGCAGGGUCUCUUUGGGAUCCUGA
Molecule: messenger RNA, 3666 nt
Organism: Arvicanthis niloticus (Nile rat)
Lineage: Eukaryota; Metazoa; Chordata; Mammalia; Rodentia; Muridae
Product: NACHT, LRR and PYD domains-containing protein 1b allele 3-like
Biological process (GO): inflammatory response; regulation of apoptotic process; innate immune response
Cellular component (GO): canonical inflammasome complex
Molecular function (GO): protein binding
Source: RefSeq, a predicted model, not a curated record